Molecule: messenger RNA, 2209 nt
Organism: Elgaria multicarinata webbii
Lineage: Eukaryota; Metazoa; Chordata; Lepidosauria; Squamata; Anguidae
Gene: WWOX
Product: WW domain containing oxidoreductase
Exons: 9
Coding region: 69-1313 (414 amino acids)
Molecular function (GO): protein binding
Source: RefSeq, a predicted model, not a curated record
AGGGCUAACGGGAGCCUUUCCCAGGCGAGCGGCGAGCGGCGAGGAGCCCAGUGAGCCACCUGCAGGGGAUGGCGGCGCUGAAGUACGCGGGGCUGGACGACACCGACAGCGACGAGGAGCUGCCGCCCGGCUGGGAGGAGAGGACCACCAAGGACGGCUGGGUCUACUACGCCAAUCAUUUGGAAGAAAGAACUCAGUGGGACCAUCCUAAAUCUGGAAAGCGAAAGCGAGUUUCAGGAGAUUUGCCAUAUGGGUGGGAACAGGAAACAGAUGAAAAUGGACAAGUCUACUUCGUUGAUCAUAUAAACAAAAGGACAACAUACCUUGACCCAAGACUGGCAUUUACAGUGGAAGACAAUCCAAUGAAACCUAAUGCAAAGCAGAAGUAUGACGGGAACACCACUGCAAUGGAAAUACUCCAGGGCCGUGAUAUGAGUGGGAAAGUGGUCAUCAUCACUGGAGCAAAUUCAGGAGUAGGCUUUGAAACGGCGAAGUCCUUUGCACUCCACGGCGCACAUGUCAUCCUUGCCUGCCGAAACGUUUUGAGAGCAAAUGACGCUGUGCAACGCAUCCUAGACGAAUGGCACAAAGCCAAGGUAGAAGCAAUGAUCGUCGACCUUGCAUCUCUUCAGAGCGUACGGAAGUUUGCUGAAGCAUUCAAAUCCAAAAAUCUGUCUCUCCAUGUGCUGAUCUGUAAUGCUGCUGUGUUUGCUCUCCCUUGGCAAUUGACCGAAGACGGUCUGGAGUCCACCUUCCAGGUGAAUUACUUGGGGCACUUCUAUCUCGUCCAGCUCCUUGAAGAUGUUCUUCGUCGCUCCGCUCCUGCAAGAGUUGUGAUGCUUUCCUCUGAAUCACACAGAUUCACAGAAAUUAAUGACAGCUCAGGAAAACUUGACUUCAACAAGGUUUCUCCACCUAAGAAAGAAUACCGUUCUAUUCUGGCCUACAAUCAAUCGAAGCUUUGCAGCAUUCUAGUAUCCAAUGAGCUCAAUCGCCGACUUUCUCCCCAUGGAGUGAUCUCGAACGCAGUGCAUCCUGGAAAUAUGAUGUACACGGCAAUUCAUCGCAACUGGUGGUUGUAUACCGUGCUCUUUUCCUUGGCUCGUCCAUUCACCAAGUCAAUGCAACAAGGAGCCGCUACGUCGGUCUACUGUGCCACUGCCCCAGAACUGGAAGGCCUCGGAGGGAUGUACUUCAACAACUGCUGCCGUUGCGUGCCGUCGCAAGAGGCCCAGAACGAAAAGACCGCGGCGGACUUGUGGGAGCUAAGCGAGAAGCUGAUCCGAGAACGAAUCGGCAGGGAGGAGAAGUAGCGUGGAGCUCCUGGGAGGCUCCAGACACACCGGGCACGUGUGUACACUCAGGCAGAGAGGAGGGAGGGAGGGAGGAGGAGGAGAUGGAAAGGAAACUGCCAGCACUGGAACUUUUCCAGUUCGAUCAUCUAGAACAGUGGUUCUCAACCUGGGGCACUCCAGAUGUGUUGGACUGCAUCUCCCAGAAUGCCCCAGCCUGGCUGGGGCAUUCUGGGAGUUGUAGUCCAACACAUCUGGAGCGCCCCAGGUUGAGAAAGGCUGAUCUAGAAGGUUACAUAUGCAGAUUAGCUAGUGUUAAAUGAAAUGAUAGCCAGUUGUGACAUAGUAAAAAACAUUAAAACCCGGGGGAAAUGAGGUGCAGGGCCGGGUUAACGGACAAUGUAAUUUUGCCAGACUUAGUUGUCUUCAUUCUAUCUCUUUGAUUAUACUCUGUUCUCUCUCUUAAACAAGGAACCAUUCUGCUCAAAAUGAGUCCUGGAAGUCAUUUCUUAGGCCGGUUCUACAAGCUGGAUCACACAUUAGUUUUUUCUCUUUUUUUAGCUGUACACCUCUCUCUUCCCCCCGCCCCCGCCCAGGCACAACUAAAAAAGUAAUGUGUGAAUAUGACAGGUGUCCGUCUCCUCCAGGUACACUCGCUGGGGGAGUUCCCCACUCCCUGUGCUGUGUACGUUUGGUGGCAGACCAGGGAUUCCUUCUGCACAAUGGGUUGAAGUUAGAUGAGUUUGGUUUUACUGCCCCUUGGGAAAAAUGGCUCAGAAAUUAAGGCCCAACAACCCAUCUGGGAUUUCAACUUGCUCUUAGAGCUUUACCCUCUGAGGAAGGCGUCUCCUUGCCAGUUUUCUUGCUCACCGUUAACAUUCAAUAAAAACAACCCCAAAUCUUAAAUAAUGCAAAAA